Messenger RNA from Clarias gariepinus (North African catfish), 4248 nucleotides. RefSeq names its product atos homolog protein B (gene atosb). The record is from RefSeq and is a predicted model, not a curated record. The coding region runs from base 1059 to 2552 and encodes 497 amino acids. Lineage: Eukaryota; Metazoa; Chordata; Actinopteri; Siluriformes; Clariidae. The transcript has 11 exons.
CGGGUUUAGGGGCGACGGCUGCUGGGGAAAAUAAGACGGAGCGCGCGCACACACACACACACACACACACGGAGAGAAAGAGAGAGACACACAGAGAGAGAGAGAGAGAUAGAGAGAUAGCAGGCCUCGGGUUGAGGAAGACGUGGAUUAAAACGAAACACACAGCUGGUGCCAUGGAGGAGGAGUGUUAGAGCAGGACAUGAGGACACGGGGACAUGAGGACACGAGGACAUGCUGGGGGACCCACUGAGGAUCUGUUAGGGAUCUGUUAGCGCUGGGCUGGAGAGAGGAGCUGAUCUGCUGUUACUAAAAAUACAAGGAGAGAGAGCAACUAUUUUCUUCCUGCACACACACACACACACACACACAUACAUACACACACACACACUGGCUGCUCUGUAAGCGACUUCCCUUUGCCCUGAUCAUCUGUUUCUUCACACUCUUACCCCGAGGACGGACAGACUGAGAGGAGAAGACUGAGAGAGGAAGGACAGGAGACAGGAGGAGUGUAGCAAAGAGCUCUCCCUGGUCCUGUGAUUGACAGCUCGGUGUGUCUGGAAUGCCGCGGUUAGGAUGCAGCCCCCGAGCGAGUCGUGUGCAGCCCUGCUGGGCCGUGAUUGGCCACUGGCCUCGUCUGGGCGGAGCCUGAGGGUAGACCCCGCCUGUUUCUCCUGGGUGCUUCACUGACACUCCGCCCCUUUGGCCUUUGUUCUCUUCCUGAGUAGGAAUGCUGUUGUUGCGUCCCACGAGCAGUGUUGGAGAUGGACGAACUCUGGGGAUAGGCUCAGGGUCAGGGGGCAAAGGUCAACACGGAUGGACACAGUCAAGAGCGAGCUGGAGCGUGUGUGUUGUGCUGCAGGGCAUCAUGGGAAACUAAUCCUAAACCGGACCUCUGGGAUCUGAAAGCGUCUGGUUCUCCUGUUUCACUUCGCUGAACUUUGUAGAACUUAAAAGAAAAAUAAUAAAAAAAAGGAAAAUAGUAUAUUUGUACACAUAUACACAACUAUUAAUUAAAACAGGACUGUUUUUUAAAAGAAAACAAAAGAAAACAAGUGACCAUGCGUCAUUUCCACGUGGAGCCGGUCCGUAAGGAGGCUCGCGCCGGGGACCUGCCUCCGCCCAGCGACCCCCAGGUGACCUUCGACCCCCAGCUGAGACCUUUAAACCAGGAGGAGCUGCGGCUGCAGAAGGUGUAUCAGCUGUCCAUCUUUUCCCAGAGAGGGGGGUUUAAAGGGGGAACCAAGCGCGCCUUCGAGGAGGACGUCUCAGACCCCGUCGUCUCCCCCAAACGCCUCCUCCAGGGUGACGAAGAGGACGAGGACGACGAUGAAGAACUCGAAGGGGAGGUGCUGUGUGGAAGAGGCCACGCCCCUUUUCUACCACCCCUUCCUGCAAAAGAUGCUUUUGCCCCGCUGUCACCGAAAUCGCCACCCAUGCUGGACCCUCACGUUCCCCCAGCUGACCCCGUGGAGCCGGCGCAGCCCUCGCGUCCACCCUUAACCCCGGGCGAGGCUGCAGAGUGGGGGGCGGAGCGUGAAAAGACUCCACCUCCCUCGGAAAAACAGCCCCACCCACCGUCGCCCCCCUCCUGCUCCAACGGGUCGAGCGCGUCAGACAGGAGCGGCGAGCUAAAGAGGAAGAAGCUGCUGUCGUUCGGUGACCUCGGGGACUCGUGCUCGGAGGACGAGGGACCCUCAACAUCCAAGCGCUGCCGUCUGGCGCUCACACCCGGGAUCGGAGUGGCGCUGGGGCGCAGCACUGACUCCAAGGCUGCCCCCUACUGGACACACCUCCUGCCCGCAGCCAGAGAGCAGGGCAAAAGCUCGGCUGAGUGUUCCCGAACGUCGCAGAGGCUAAAGACCAGCUCUCGCCUCAAAUCUCGUCAACUGCGUAGUGGCAGACGCACCGACACCAGUCGCUCGUCCUGUUCGUCGUUAGCCGUUAGCAGGUCGCUCCUGGGAAACUUUGAGGAGUCGAUCCUGAAGGGUCGUUUCUCUCCGUCAGGACGAAUCGAGGGCUUCACGGCUGAGAUCGGGGCGAGCGGCUCGUACUGUCCCAAACACGCCACUCUACCUGUACAGGUGACCUACUACGACACGUCUGAGCACAGCGCGCCCUCGCCCUUCCUGGGUGUGAUUUCUCUGGAGCCGCUGGGAAAGAAAGGAUACAGUGUACCCAAAGCAGGGACCAUUCAAGUGACCUUAUUCAACCCCAAUAAGACUGUGGUAAAGAUGUUCCUGGUGACCUACAACUUCGGGGACAUGCCUGUCAAUCACAUGACCUUCCUGCGCCAUCGCAUUUUCCUGGUGCCUGUGGAGGAAGGGGCGGAGUCAGGGUCGGGGUCUGAUGGCACCGCCCGCGACAGGAAGAAGAUUCUAUGCUACCUGAUACACCUUAGAUUCCAGAGCUCCAAAUCUGGAAAGAUCUACUUGCACAACGAUAUCCGGCUGCUAUUCUCCCGCAAGUCCAUCGAGGUGGACACGGGAAUCCCUUACGAACUCAAGUCCUUCACCGAGGUGCCAAGAAACCCCAAAUACUCCCCGCGUGUGUGACCCGGCGCCCCCCCCCCCCCCGACACACACUGCAGGACCGAUGUGUAGAAAAAAAAAAAGAAAUUUAAAUAUUGCCUUCUGAUUUUAAGAACAGCUUAUCUUGAAUAUGCGCACACACACACACACUUGCACUCACACACUAUACACACCAGACUGACGGCCUCUCCGCUGACGUAGCCUUGUGACUGAAGGGAGCGUUCCUCCUAGACAUGGUGUGUUUGCCUUGUCUAAGCCCCGCCCACUCGUGACUGGGGGGGCUAGCGCGGUCGGACCGAUCGGAGGGCAGGCAGUGUCCUGCGCAGAGACUGAAGUGAAUAUGGGACGUGGCCUAUAGACUGAUCUGUUGUCAUCCGUAACGCCACUCGGUUACCAGUGGGAGGAGCUUCAGAGAAGGAUGUCGAUGGAGAAACAGGAAGUGAUGCGGAGGGGAAACGGACUCGGGAUCUUUACACCGGAGAGGACGACUAACUGUGUUAGCAUUAGUAAACUGUAUCGGGAGCGCAGGACGCCACAACACUGGACUCGAGCAGGAAUGCUACUGCCACCUGCAGGCUGGCUUUAGUACUGCCAUGAGAAAGAAAACAACGCGGCAUAACAAAGGCCUUUAAAUCGAAGCGAGGGCACUGUAAUUACAGAAUCACGCCAAAUGUCACACACGUCUGUCAUGUAGCUAGCUGAGUUAGACACGCCCUGUUCAUUAAAGCCCCAGUGUAGGCGCUACAGGCCGGGGUUAAGACUGUCACCACUGUAAGUUUGAUUAGCGAUGAUGCUUCUGGAAAUUUAUCACUAUAGCUAUUUGUUAGUUUCGAGAGUUUUAACCACGAGCAUGGCAGCUGUUUGAAUUCUGCCUGGAGACGAGCUAAAUCAUUUUGGCUAAGUAGAUUAAACCACAAGUAAGACUGAUGAAAACCAGUUUAGUACCCCAGUCUUUUCAGCUCCUAAAGUACCACAACUGACAAUAACGGGUCAUUUAGCCGGCCAGCACACUGUCAGGUGGUUAACACACUUGUUCUGAGGUGGCUGGUUAAUAACUGAUUGUUUUUUGGAGGUAAAAAUCUCUGAACAAAUUCUUCUGACGUUGUUUUUAGUUUUUUUGUUUCAGCAGGUGCUGCCACCUUCAGGCUGGAUUUAGUACUGCAAUCGAAGGGCUUUGAAUAGUAAAAUUCCACUACGGAAAAACGCAAGCUAGGAUUUUUUGGGGGGGCUUUGAUUCGUCUUGAUUGUGGCUUAGAGAGCAGAAAUGGCCAUUAAGUUUCAGUAGCUUUAUUAAAUUUGUCUUGUAGUAACAUGAGUAAAUCCCUGAUGAGGGAGAUUCAGAGCACACACACUUUACUGUUGUGUACAAUCAUUUUUUUGCAUGUAUUCUGAUCAUGCUUCUCCUCACACGCCGCAGCGUCUUUUACACCAUCACAUUGACAACACAAACCUGUACACACACGCUAUCCGAGAGCUAGCAAACUUUUCAUUGUUUUUCUACAAGACCAUUUCAUUUUAGUUUUAACUCCUGUCCUUUUGAUCCGAAAUGAUGCCCUCGUGGUCAGAAAGAGUCCAGGUUGUGGUAGCGUCUGUGCCCCCUGCAGGAACCAAGUGGUAGUGUUUAAUUUAACUUUCUAACAGAGAGGGGGGGGGGAAUCAGAGUGUAAUCUGCUGCACACUUACAGGGCUGUGUGUUAUUUUUCUUCUGGGGGAGUUGAAG